Molecule: messenger RNA, 2353 nt
Organism: Labrus mixtus (cuckoo wrasse)
Lineage: Eukaryota; Metazoa; Chordata; Actinopteri; Labriformes; Labridae
Gene: kiss1ra
Product: KISS1 receptor a
Exons: 5
Coding region: 652-1782 (376 amino acids)
Biological process (GO): neuropeptide signaling pathway
Cellular component (GO): membrane
Molecular function (GO): G protein-coupled peptide receptor activity
Source: RefSeq, a predicted model, not a curated record
AAACAAAGCAUGCUAUAAAGCUCUCUCAAAGGUGAUGUGGUGGCAGAAGAGCAGCGAUUUUCAUCCAUACCUAUCUGAAGAAAAGAAGCAGUUUUUCUAUUCUUUCGUCUUUGCCGUCCUCUUCACAUGAAGAAAUCCAAUUCCUCUGUUAUCAUGUUCCUGCUCUGGGCUGCAAUGAAAGGAACAUCUCUGCAACUUGAGGCACCUCUUUGUCAAAUUGUCCGUCCCCUUUGUUACUUUGUAUCGUCCACGUCUUUGCCGCUGCAUUUACCUUGAAAACUUUUCUCUGCUUUCGUUUUUUUUUUUUUUUUUUGUUCCUGCCUGUAAUAGCUGUUACUCAGACACACUUGCUCCUCCACCGAUUAUCCUUGUUGAGCUGUUCCUCCCCUGCACCUCUGUACACUUGUUACUACACUCUCCUAAACUUUUUCUCUCAUAAUUUAGUUUUUUUUUUUAAAUUUCUCUCCCCCCCCACUCUCUCCUCAAUUUCAGCUAUCUGCAUUUGGGUCCUUUCUCAACCUGAGGGCACCGGACCACCGACCAUUUUCUUUAAAUUCCUUGUACUUACUUGAUAAAAUUGACCUCCAAAAAUCUCCUUCAGUACCUUUUCCCCUUUUUCGCCCUCAAAAUUAACCGUCCCGCACAUUCACCAUGCACACCUCUGAGGAGCUCUGGAACUCCACCGAUCAAGUUUGGAUAAACGGCUCGGAAGGAAACUUCUCUCUGGUAAGACGUGGGGAUGAUGAGGAAGAGGAAGGAGACCAACAUCCCUUCCUCACGGACGCCUGGCUGGUCCCUCUUUUCUUCGCCCUCAUCAUGCUGGUCGGUCUGGUUGGAAACUCUCUGGUUAUUUAUGUCAUCACUAAACACAGGCAAAUGAGGACAGCAACCAACUUUUACAUCGCAAACCUUGCUGCCACUGACAUCAUCUUCUUGGUGUGCUGUGUGCCCUUCACCGCCACCCUCUAUCCUCUCCCUGGAUGGAUCUUUGGCAACUUCAUGUGCAAAUUUGUCGCCUUUCUUCAGCAGGUGACAGUCCAAGCCACCUGUAUCACCCUGACAGCUAUGAGCGGAGAUCGCUGUUACGUCACAGUCUACCCUCUGAAAUCUCUCCGACACCGAACGCCAAGAGUAGCCAUGAUCGUCAGUGUCUGCAUUUGGAUUGGGUCCUUCAUCCUGUCCACACCUAUUCUAAUGUACCAGCGUAUAGAGGAGGGUUACUGGUAUGGCCCCAGGCAGUACUGCAUGGAGAGAUUUCCUUCUAAAACACAUGAGAGGGCUUUCAUCCUCUACCAGUUUAUUGCUGCCUACCUGCUUCCUGUCCUCACAAUCUCCUUCUGUUACACCCUGAUGGUGAAGCGGGUUGGCCAGCCGACAGUUGAACCUGUAGACAACAACUAUCAGGUCAACCUCUUGUCUGAGAGAACCAUCAGUAUCAGGAGCAAAGUGUCCAAAAUGGUGGUUGUAAUUGUCCUCCUCUUCACCAUCUGCUGGGGUCCAAUACAGAUCUUUGUCCUCUUCCAGUCGUUUUAUCCAAACUACCGGCCAAACUACGCCACAUACAAGAUCAAGACGUGGGCCAAUUGCAUGUCCUACGCCAACUCUUCAGUCAACCCCAUAGUGUACGGUUUCAUGGGGGCCACCUUCCAAAAGUCCUUCAGGAAAACGUUUCCUUUUCUGUUCAAGCACAAAGUGAGAGACAGCAGCAUGGCUUCAAGGACUGCCAACGCUGAGAUCAAGUUUGUUGCUGCAGAGGAAGGCAACAACAAUGCACUGAACUGAAUCUGACAAUUCAAAAUUAGAAGAAUGAGAUUCUUGUUCGUACCGACGGAAAUCACUCCAAGAAGAAAUAUAAAUACUGAAGGUUUUUUUUUUUUAACCAAUGAGCUUACUUUGUGGAAGUCUUAAUAUAACCAGCUGAUCUCUAACAGAAUGAAAGACUGUGUGUUGGGCAGACGUAUUUGAGUUGUGUUAAUGAAUACAACUAAUUCAAGUAUUGAUGUGGAGAAACACAGAGUCAUAACAUGGAAGGACACUAACAGUGCUUGGCACAGUCUGUUUCGAUCUGUUUCAAUGCCAAAGACUUAAAAUAACAUAACACACGUAACAUCAUUUAUUGAGCUGCCAAACGCCAAUGCCAAAUAACAUAGGACAGUUGUUCACAUCUGAUGACAAAAAUGGAAAUUUAACCUAAAAACUGCUUGCGAGAAUCUUCACCCCUGUGAGAUCAUGGUUGACAAGGUCUGGUUUGUAAGCAAUUCAUAAUUUAUCAAAGUAUACAUUGACACACAAGAAUGUAAAACUGAACGUUACAUUUUGAAUGGACUAUUGAUACCUCUGAAAAGAUGCCUCU